Molecule: messenger RNA, 1255 nt
Organism: Coffea arabica (coffee)
Lineage: Eukaryota; Viridiplantae; Streptophyta; Magnoliopsida; Gentianales; Rubiaceae
Product: NADPH-dependent oxidoreductase 2-alkenal reductase
Molecular function (GO): oxidoreductase activity, acting on the CH-CH group of donors, NAD or NADP as acceptor
Source: RefSeq, a predicted model, not a curated record
AUGGAAGUAACAAACAGGUACGUAGUGAUCAAACAUAACAUUGAUGGGGCACCACUGGAGUCUGAUUUUGAGCUCAGGACAGAAGCUCUUUCUUUAUGGAUUGAGCCCGGAAAAUAUGAUGUGAUCGUGAAGAAUCUGUACUUAUCAGUUGAUCCUUACCAACUGAACCGCAUGAAGAGCCCGGGUUGCUUUCAGCAGGAUAUGAACUUUGCAGGCGCCAUAAGCCCUGGCCAGAAAAUUAAUGGUGAUGGCAUCGGGAGAGUUGUCGCUUCUGGCAGUCCUGAAUUUAAAGAGGGUGACUUGGUCUCGUGGAACUGCAUGAGCUGGGGAGAGUACAGUAUCAUAAAAAUGAGCCCCAGCAAAAUGGAAGGGGCCAAGUUAAGGAAGAUAGAGAUGAUGGAAUUUCCACUUUCUUACCAUGUAGCCCUUCUAUCAUUGAGCGGGAUAACAGCUUAUGCUGGGUUUUUUGAGGUGUGCAAACCUAAGAAAGGAGAAAAACUAUUUGUCUCUGGUGCUUCAGGAUCAGUGGGAAGUUUAGUGGGGCAGUAUGCAAAGCUCUUUGGGUGCUAUGUUGUGGGCUGUGCUGGUAGCCAAAGAAAGGUAGACUUGCUCAAGGAGAAGCUUGGCUUCGAUGAAGCAUUCAACUACAAAGAAGAAACUGAUCUUAAGUCGGCUCUUAAAAGGUACUUCCCUGAUGGGAUUGACAUAUAUUUUGACAAUGUGGGAGGAGAGAUGCUAGAAGCAGCAAUUGAAAACAUGAACCCUUUUGGAAGAGUUGCUGUUUGUGGUGCUAUUUCCGAAUAUACUGACAAAGGGAGAAGGGGAGCUCCCAACAUGGUGAAUGUUGUGUACAAAAGGAUCACAAUUCAAGGAUUUCUAGCUGCUGAUCAUUACAAGAAAGUCUAUAAGGAUUUCCUUUCAACCACACUUGAGCACCUAUAUGGUGGGAGGUUGCAUGUUCUUGAAGACAUUUCACAUGGUGUGGAAAGCAUACCAUCUGCUUUUGCAGGACUUUUUCGAGGUGAUAAUGUUGGGAAAAAGAUGGUUGAGCUGCUUGCAGAUGAUUAAAUACUUAAAACAGUUUGGUUGCAUUAUAUUUGAGCAAAGUAAGUAAAGCAAGAUUAAUAAGUUGGGAGGUAAAUAAUUAAAAAAAAAAAAGGAAUCUACAUCUCAAGGCUUCCAUUGUCUUGUAACUAUUCUUGUAAUCACUAUGCCCUCUUUGGGAUCAUGAACCAAUCAUCUUUUCCUUUGAUUA